AUGCCUUCCUCUGCCCCCUUAAUCCGCUCCAAGGCCAAUGCCCACAAGCCGGAGGCCCCAAUUAGCUAUGACAUCAACAUCCCCUACGUCGAUGUGGACAAGCAGUCCAAGGUCAGCACGCCCUACCCUCAGUACCUACCAACCUGGGAUCCAAUGUGGUUCAACCCACUGCCGCCAUUCGACUACCAUGACCCGGCCCUGCGCGUCAAGGACCGUUCCAAGCGGAACCUCCUGGGCCCGGAUGCCAAAGUCAACCACAUCCAGCCGAGCAUCGGCUCCGUCGUCGAAGGCGUCCAGCUAAGCACGCUCUCCGACGCCGCCAAGGACGAGCUCGCCUUGCUCAUCUCCGAGCGCAAGGUCGUCGCCUUCCCGGACCAGGACCUGAUCGAUGCCGGCCCCGAAGAACAGGAACGCUUCAUGCGCUACUUUGGUAAACCAAACUACCAGCCUGUUUCGGGCACCGUCCGCAAUCACCCUGCCUUCCACGUUAUCCAUCGCGACGGCAACCGCGAUGAAAUUGAGCGCUUCCUCUCCCAGCGCACGACCACCACCCUCUGGCACCAGGACGUUUCUUACGAGAUCCAACCUCCGGGCUAUGUCAUGCUCGGCCUCCUCCAAGGCCCAGAAGUAGGCGGAGAUACCGUCUUCGCCGCAACGGACAUGGCAUACAAGCGCCUCAGUCCAACACUGCAAGCCUUCCUCGAUACGCUAAAAGUCGUGCACUCUUCCGCCAAAAUGAUCAACCACACCCGGCUCACCGGUGGUCUGGUCCGGAAAGAUCCCGUCGACACCGUCCACCCGCUGAUUCGGGUGCAUCCUGUUACCGGCGAGAAAUGUCUGUUCUUGAACGCCGAGUUUAUCACCCGUAUCCAGGGCAUGAAGGAACCGGAGACGAAGUGGAUGACGGAUUUCUUGAUGAACCAUAUUAUUACCGGCCAUGACUUCCAGGCCAGAGUGCGUUGGCAGCCUAGGACUAUUGUGAUGUUUGAUAACCGGUCUACCACCCACUCUGCUAUCGUCGACUACCUCGAUGAAGAAUACGGCGCCAAGGCGCGGCAUAUCUUCCGCCUCAUUGCGCUCGGCGAGAAGCCGAUUCCCGUGUAUGACGAGUUCGAGUAA
This is a messenger RNA of Penicillium cinerascens, 1119 nucleotides long. Its product is annotated as TauD/TfdA dioxygenase family protein. The record is from RefSeq and is a predicted model, not a curated record. The coding region runs from base 1 to 1119 and encodes 372 amino acids. The transcript has 2 exons. Gene Ontology annotation, molecular function: 2-oxoglutarate-dependent dioxygenase activity. Lineage: Eukaryota; Fungi; Ascomycota; Eurotiomycetes; Eurotiales; Aspergillaceae. Gene Ontology annotation, cellular component: cytoplasm.